Messenger RNA from Neospora caninum, 1701 nucleotides. Its product is annotated as putative NcMCP3. The record is from RefSeq and is a predicted model, not a curated record. Bases 1 to 1701 code for a protein of 566 amino acids. NCBI's taxonomy places the organism in Eukaryota, Apicomplexa, Conoidasida, Eucoccidiorida, Sarcocystidae. The transcript has 6 exons.
AUGACGCAAGCUAAAACGGUAGGAGCCCGCCUGAUGGGCGUGACCGCAUAUGUCGCACUUGCAGUAUCACUGGAAACUACAGCUAUUGGCGCAAUAGGGUCCCGUCCAGGAUUACGUUUGCCGUACGAGGUCGCAGGACACUCGGGUCCUGCGUACUUCCCUGAGAUUUUUGAUCCUUUUGUUCAGAAGGAAGAGCCGGCGACCGAACGCCAGCCGGCAGCUCUGUCUCCUAAAACAGAUCCUCGUCAAAAUCAAUCUUUUCAACUGGGUGGUACCACCGCAGCCGUAUCCGUUCCAGAGCCAUUAACAUCCAGGAGGAUACAGCCACGAACACCUCAGCCGACAGCAUUGGCCAGUUGUAAGCCACUGGUCUCCCAGCUCCAACAGGAUGUGGAUGAUUACUGCGCUAAACAAUUUGAGCAACUGUGUGCGAAGGCAGUACAGCGGAAGUACUGUACAAAAGACCCUGUGGUUGGUCGGUACGAUCCAAGAGCACGUAGUGUAGAAGAGGCCUGGCAAUGCCACAUCAGCACGGAAAAUGACCACCGUGAACGGAAAGUGAAGUGCGUAGACAACUGCGGGAACCUGAUGAAAUGCGUGGGGGAUGUGCGUUCAUCAGAAACCAUAAAGGUGGCCAUGCCCAGGAUGGACGACUGGAUCAAACGACGGAAGUGGACAUACUGUUCACGCUACCAACAGGCAGCAGAUGCUCUAUGUAACUUAAAGCAUCAUGGGGACAUCGCCAGAUACGAUCACCACGGGCAAAGAUGGAUGUGCCUUGACCUGGGCGAUGUUGCGUUGGAUCGGAUUAGUUACUGUGCUGACAACUGUGGCGGACCAACGCCGUGUGCAGGAGGCUUGUUACCAAGGGAUCUUCCAUACCGGAGUGUACGUCGUGUCCGACAUCGCGACAUGAAAUCAGCUUUUGAGGCAAUACAGCCAUGCAGAAAUGCUGGUGACAUCUGCGUGCCCAGCGCGGUGAAUCCACCACAGUGCCUAUCACAGGGGCAGACUGUAGUACUCCAGAGACUUGUAGAGCAGCAACGGGCUCUUGACGCCGCGUGCCAAGAGGCCAUGGACGAGGAAUGCAGAAAAGGCAAGCAAACGGAAGACUGCUUUGGACUGUGGCUGGCCCGUUACGACAUCGGCCGCAUCCCUCGGGAAACCACUGCGUGGAGGUGUUAUCCAGAGUCCCGACUAGACUUCACGCGACUGUCCAAAUGCAUCGACGGAUGCGGCAAUCGAGUUUCUUGCCGGGGACAGGCAGCAGAAGUGUCACCAGCCGUCAUCGACUUCUCCAUGCUGGACAAGAUCGCCGCCGACAUGAGUUACUGUUCCUCGUACCAGCGGGCAGGGAAUGCCUACUGUGCCCAGAAGCACGGCUCCGGCUGGGUAGCAAGGCAAAACUGCAACACCUACAAGUGGGCCUGUUUCAAAUUGGUACGCCUCGGCAACUUACCGGCGAGUGUCUGGGUAGGAUGCGCCGGCCACUGCGGAGAAUUCGUUUGGUGCCCCAGCGCUGGAACAGGAGCCGUGAGCGACGGUGUCCAGGAUGAAGACUUGGAAAACGUAGUCGUCGCCGUCCCGGACCCGUGUUUAGUUGGGGAGACGUGUGAGCCGGCAGCGCAAGAGCCGGCGUACUGUUCCGUAUCAAGACCCAAUCCCCUAUCGAAAGUAAUUAUGUCAUCGGUAUACGAGUAA